Molecule: messenger RNA, 480 nt
Organism: Gongylonema pulchrum
Lineage: Eukaryota; Metazoa; Nematoda; Chromadorea; Rhabditida; Gongylonematidae
Source: the annotation of a GenBank genome assembly
UUGAUCCAAUUUAAACAUAAAGCAUUUUCAGGAACCGGAUCGUUUGUGCCAUUCUUCAUCACUCGUCAACCAGCCACAUCAAUUGCUGUACAAACACAGUCAACGCCAGUUCCAUUAGUAACCCCUUUCCUAGCGACCAGCUGGGAGCCAGAAUUUCUGAAAACACAAACUGCACUGCCAGUUGAAAUUCCUGAAGUGACACCAACAGCAAGUGUACUUCGACCCGAGACAGACGGUCGAAAGGACCCUGGAGGAUUAGGAUUUGUUGGCCCACAGCCACAACCUCAGCCACCAACGCAGCGACGUCAUGUAAUUAAUCCAUCAGGCGCUGGAAUGAUAAUAGGUUUAAUUACCAAAGGAAUUUCACAGUUUGCUGGCGGUGGAUGGGAUGCAGGUCCAAGCGCUGUUACCGAUGGUGAAGCUGGCACCAGCUUUUUAAACCAAAUACCUCAGUUUAUUCGCUCACUACAACCUGUAUAA